CAGUCUGUGUCUUGUUGCGAAUUUCCCAAGGAUUGGAGCGAAGAAAAAAGAGAAAAGAAGAUCGGAGAUGGCAUCGACAGCGGCGGUUCCGUUCUGGAGAGCGGCGGGGAUGACUUACAUCACCUACUCAAACAUUUGUGCGAAUCUCGUGAGGAACUGUCUCAAGGAGCCUUUAAAAGCCGAAGCCCUAAAUCGCGAGAAGGUUCAUUUCUCGCUCUCCAAAUGGGCUGGCGGAAAGCCUGAGAAACCAAUUCUGCGUUCUGACACGCCUGGAGUUUGAGAUUUUUAACGUUUUGAUAUCAAGUUUGAGGUUAAUAAUGGUGAGGAAUGCAAGAUAUUGUGUACUCUGCAACAUUUCCCUUCUUUGACUUUAAGAUUGUUAACAAUGGAGUUUGAGUGAGACAGACCUCAUUCCAAUCUUGAAACUUGUGUGUUAUUUUCUUGUUUUACCUCUAAACUCUUUUAUAUUUUUCUAUGCAAAUAAGCAAACAAUUCUAUACA
This is a messenger RNA of Brassica oleracea var. oleracea, 501 nucleotides long. Its product is annotated as ATP synthase subunit epsilon, mitochondrial-like. Gene Ontology annotation, biological process: proton motive force-driven mitochondrial ATP synthesis. The record is from RefSeq and is a predicted model, not a curated record. The coding region runs from base 68 to 280 and encodes 70 amino acids. Lineage: Eukaryota; Viridiplantae; Streptophyta; Magnoliopsida; Brassicales; Brassicaceae. The transcript has 2 exons. Gene Ontology annotation, molecular function: proton-transporting ATP synthase activity, rotational mechanism. Gene Ontology annotation, cellular component: mitochondrial inner membrane.